This is a messenger RNA of Castor canadensis (American beaver), 6384 nucleotides long. RefSeq names its product FRAS1 related extracellular matrix 3 (gene Frem3). NCBI's taxonomy places the organism in Eukaryota, Metazoa, Chordata, Mammalia, Rodentia, Castoridae. The record is from RefSeq and is a predicted model, not a curated record. Gene Ontology annotation, cellular component: membrane. Gene Ontology annotation, biological process: cell communication; anatomical structure morphogenesis.
AUGGCUGGGGGUUUUCGGCAUCCCUUUGGGACACCUGCGUUGCUUAUUGUGGCUUUCUGCCUGCUUCUGAGUUGUCGCGCGCUGCGGGGACAGUUACCCUCGCCUGGGAACGAAUCCCACGCGGAGCUCUACCUGCCUGCUUGGGGAGCAUUUAAUGGCAGCAGCCGCGUCCUGAUUGCCAACUCCAGGCUCCGAGUGCCCCUGGGCCGAUCGCUAUGGCUCGACCCGCUGCGGGACCUGGUGAUUGCAGUGCAGCUGGGGGAUCGGUGCGAGGUGACAGUGCUGGAUGUCCUGCCCCCGCUCCAUGGCGCGCUGUCCCCGCGCCUCUUCCCCUGCGCCUUCGGGGCCCGCCAGGUCCGGUACACUCACUUGGGCUCACGCAGCCCCAGGCGCGGGCGGGUGCGGCUGCAGCUGCGCUACGAUGCCCCGACUUACACGCUGGUGCUGCCCUUCACGCUGGCGGUGGACGUGGUGUUCUCCCGGCUGGAGCUGGUGACACGCACCAGGCCUUUGACUGUGUCAAAACUGCGGGGCCGGAGCCAUGCCAUCGACCGGCGAGUACUACACUUCGCCCACCCGAAGUCGCCAGUCGCGGCCACCAGCAGGUGCCUCCUCACCCCUCUUCCUCUCCACGACGGCCUACUGCCCAGGUACGGGCACUUGGUGGACGCCAAGGGGACCCCUCUCCCCAGGGGCAGGCGAGUAGACUGUGAAGGCUUUGUCCGGGCUGGGGUGCGCUACCAGCACACGGCCACUGCCUCCUCGCCCAACCGGGACCACGUGCCCAUGAUGGUGGAGCGGCUGGCGCCGGAGGACCCAGGCGCUGGGUCACUGGAGGUUCUGGUUCGCGAGUACUUCCAGCUGCUGGUGCAGAUCCAGAAGGGAGCUGAGAAUACAACGCCCAGGCCCAGCCUUGUGGCCCCAAGGAUGCUGCAGGUCGAUCAGCUCCUGCUAACAGCCCUGACUCCUGAUGCACUGGCUGCGGAGGACAUUGAGUCAGACCCCGACGACCUAGUCUUCAACAUUCUCAACGCCCCCACAAUCCCACCAGGGCACCAGAGGCAGCAGGGCUAUGUGGUCAGCACUGACGACCCCUUGGGCCUUCCAGUCUCCUUCUUUACCCAGAGGGAGCUGCAGGAACUGAAAAUUGCUUAUCGUCCCCCUACAGAGAGCUCAGAACAGGACUGCUUCUUCCAGCUGGAACUGGAGGUGGUCGAUGGAGAAGGUGCCACCUCAGACCCUUUUGCCUUCCUGGUGGUAGUGAAGUCCAUGAAUGCACUGACCCCUGUGGCCAGGUAUAACCAAGGACUAUUGCUUUUUGAAGGUCAGUCCAGCCCCCUGAAUCUUCAGAUCAGUGAUCAAGACAACCUGGAAGAGGUGAAAAUGGUUGCCAUCAGUGGCUUGAGACAUGGGCAGCUGGUGGUGCUUGGGGCACCUGUUGGGUGCAAGUAUUUGACACCAAUGGACUUGGCAGCAGGGCGAGUGGUGUACCAGCAUGAUGGCAGUGACACCUACAGUGAUAACAUCAUCUUCCGGAUGGAGGAUGGGUACCACCAGGUGGAAUUCCUCUUCCCUGUCACCAUCAUACCAGUGGAUGAUGAACCACCAAUGGUCAGUGCCAACACAGGACUCUCAAUGAUCCAAGGGCAAGUGGUCCAGAUAUCCCCCUUUGUCCUGAGUGCCACAGAUAUUGACUCUGAAGACUCAACUAUCCACUUUGUGCUGGAGGACCAACCUCUGGAAGAAAAAGAGGGAGAGACAGAGUGGGACCUGUCUCCAGGCCCCCCUUACUCAAGCCAGCACCUGGGGGAUAUGCUCCUGCGGCAGGCUGAAGCACCUCUGCCCCCUCUAGACAGUGACUGGCACUAUGUAGAAAAAGAAGGACUUUAUGAGAAGGUGGUGACUGAGUGGCUACAGAGAGACAUAAUAGAAAGAAGACUUUUCUUCCGCCAUCUUGGACCUCACAGCCCUCAAUCUGUCACUGCCCAUCUGGCUUUCCAUGUGCAGGAUGACCACGACCCACCCAAUCUAUCCAACCAGAACUUCUUCACCAUCAGUAUCCAGCCAGUGGAUAUGCAGAGUCCAGAACUGUACCCAGGAACUACACUAGGAAUGACUGUGAGAGACUACCAGCUCACUCACUUCCAGAAGAAAUUCCUCCACUAUGUUGACCAGAAUUCAGAUGAACAGAACCUGUGGUACACCAUACUUACACUUCCAACUGACACUGACAGCAACCACCAAGUCCAGGUGGGAGAAAUUGUGCUCACUGAUUCACCAGACAUACCCAUCAUGCAGUUCACCCAGGCCCAAGUAAAUCAUCACAAGAUUGCUUAUCAACCCCCACGGAAGAAGCUGGGCAUUGUACCCCAAGUUGUGCAAUUCACCUAUCAAGUGACAGAUGCUGCAGGCAACAGUGUGCCAGGCACAUUCACAUUAUUCCUACAGCCUGUGGCCACCCAGCCUCCCGAAGUCACCAACAGAGGCCUUACUAUCUCAGAAGAAGACAGCUUUAUCCUCAGCAGUAAUGAGCUGGAUGUUACAGACCCUGACACAGACAUUGACCAAAUCAUCUUCAUUUUAGUCUGGGGUCCCCAACAUGGACACUUGAGGUACUUUAGAAAAUGUAUGGUUCCAGGAGACUCUUUUAUGCUAGCUGAUAUUAUUAAUGGGAGUGUCUCUUACCAGCAUAUUCAAGACCAGACUGCCAGUGAUACCUUCCAUCUGGAGGUAAGUGACGGGGUGCACUGUAUACCCAUCACUGUCCAGAUUUCUGUCCAACCCGCUGUGGCUGAUAAAAGUCCCAGGAUCUCCAUCACAGGUAGUCUGUUACUGGAUUCUUCCAUAAAUGUACGAGAGAGUACAGCUGUUGAGAUCACCACGGGUAUUAUACACAGCAGAAAGGAUACACAUGGCUUAAUUCUGUGUUUCGUUGUGGAGAACAGCCCCACUUUGGGCAUUAUUCUGGUGAAUGGUUUGCCCACAGAGCAAUUCACCCAACAGGACCUCACGAGUGGGGCAGUAGUCUAUGUGCACACUGGAGGUGAAGUUGGUUUCCAAAAGCAGUAUGAUGCUUUCAGCCUCAUCCUCUACAAGGAUCCUUGUCACCGGGUAGUGGGGGACAGCAUAGUGGAAAGGAUGCAGGUGGAAGUCACAGUACUGCCAGUAGACAAUGUAGCCCCCAGGGUCUUGCCAAGGGAGUCCUUCAUUGUCCCUGAAGGUGGGAAGAGCCCUUUGACUUUACAACAUCUCAACAUUGAAGAUGUGGACACUCCCCAAGAUGAAAUCCUUUGCACGCUGACUAAGCAGCCAGCCUCUGGCUACCUGGAAAACAUUGGACCAGCUCCAGGUUCAGAAGUGUCACGGACUGGAAGCCCCAUUAGUGCCUUCUCCGUCAGGGAUGUCCGAAUGGGGCAUAUCAAUUAUAUACAGAGUAUCCACAAGGGGCUAGAGCCACAAGCAGAUCAAUUCACCUUUUAUUGCUCUGAUGGCAUCAACUUCUCCCCAAAUAUCUUCCUCCCUAUAAUCAUCUUGCCUAUCAAUGAUGAGAAGCCCCAACUUUUCACUCAGGAGCUGGUGGUAUUAGAGGGAAUGAGCCUGGUCAUAGACACUCCGCUGCUCAAUGGAGCAGAUGCUGACCUGCCGCCCAACGAGCUCCACUUCCAACUCACGGCCCUCCCUCGGCAUGGGCAAAUAGUUCGGCAGCUGGCCACAGGCAGCCAGCCCAUCCGCAGCUUCACCUUACAGGAGAUCCAGGAGGCCUCCUCCAUUGUGUAUGAGCAUGAUGACUCGGAGACUAUGCAGGACAGCUUUGAGGUCUGGCUGAGUGAUGGCAAACACACCACCCACUCAAAGGUACCCAUUGUGGUGAUCCCGGUAAAUGACGAAGCCCCUCAGUUAACCAUCAAUGGUGGGCUGGAAGUAGAGACAGGGCACUCUGAGAUCAUCACAAAUCUGACCCUCAAGGCCACGGAUCUUGACUCAGAUGAUAAGAUCCUCAGUUUCAUCCUCCGCGAUGGGCCUCAACAAGGGCUUUUACAAAGACUGAGAGAGCCUGGAGGUGAAGUGAGGAACAACCUGACUGUGGGGAUGAACUUUACCCAGGAUGAAAUUGACAGAGGUCUCAUCUGUUACACCCACACAGGCAAGGAAGGGAUUGUUGAUCUUAUCAAGUUUGAAGUGACUGAUGGGGUUAACUCUUUGAUGGACCGUGACUUCUGUGUGACUAUUGGCAGCUUAAACAGAGUCUUCCCUGAGGUAGUCAACAAAAGGGUCACCUUGAAAGAAGGUGGCAGUAUGACCCUCACCACUGAACUGCUUAACACCAGUGACAUCAACAGCCCUGGAGAGCAACUUCACUUUACCAUCACACAGCCUCCUGGUCUGGGCCACUUGGAAAGCUCUGACCAUCCUGGGUUGCCCAUUGCCUCUUUCACUCAGCUUCAGUUGGCUGGGAACAAAAUAUCUUAUGUCCACAUUCCAAAUGGCAAGAUAAAGAAGGAUCGCUUUGAGUUUAGAGUGACUGAUGGACACAAUCUUGUGUUCAGAACCUUCAGGAUUUUCAUCACAGACGUGGACAACAAGAAACCUAUCUUGACCAUCCGUAAACUGACACUGCAGAGAGGUCACAGCAAACUUCUCACUCCUUUGGAGUUGACAGUGGAAGAUGAGGACACCCCAAAUGACCUCAUUCUUUUUACCAUCACCCAGGCCCCUGCCCAUGGAAGGGUUUUGUAUAAUGAUGGCAAUCCUGUGACUACUUUCACCAAGCAGGACCUGAAUGAAGACCUCAUUAGCUACCAGCAUGACGGCAGUGAGACCCCUGAAGACAGUUUCUCCGUGACUGUGACAGAUGGCUCUCACACUGAUUUCUAUGUCUUCCCAGACACUGUCCUGGAGACACGCACACCUCAGGUAAUUAGGAUCCAGAUCAGGUCCCUCAGCAACAGACAGCCCCAGACUGCCUUUAACAAGGGUGUCCCAGCCUUGAAGCACGUUCACGCAGGACACGUUGACUUCUUCAUUAUCAACACAUUUCCAAAGGCAGGAGAGCAGGACAUUCCUCACAGACUGCAGAGGUAUAAGGUAACCAGAGGACCAGAGCACGGCCUUCUCAUCAACACUGGCCUUGAUAAGAAGAGCACUCGUGCGUUCACACAAGCUGACAUUGAUGAGAUGAGGGUCCACUAUGUCUUGAAUGAGGACAGCAAUGCAACGAAGGAUGUCUUCUACUUCUCUGUGGAACACAGUGGGGGAAAUAAACUAAUGGAUCAGCCUUUUCAUCUAAACUGGGCUUGGAUUUCUUUGGAGAAAGAGUACUACAUUGUGGAUGAAGACUCCACGUUCUUACAAGUGACCCUCACACGCCGAGGACACCUUGCAGGGACAUCCUUUAUCAGCAUUGGUACCAAAGCUGAAAGUGCCAAAGACGGUAAAGAUUUUAAAGGAAAAGCCCAUGAACAGGUCCAAUUCAAUCCUGGACAGACUACAGCCGUAUGGAAAGUGAGAAUUAUACCUGACCACCAGUAUGAGACCUCAGAAACUUUCCAGAUCAUUCUGUCAGAACCCGGCAUGGCUGCACUGGAGUUUCCAGAAAUGGCAACGGUUGAAAUUGUGGACCCUGAAGAUGAAUCAACGGUUUAUAUUCCAGAGGCGGAAUACAGAAUCGAGGAGGCUGUUGGGGAGCUUUUGAUUCCUGUGAGACGCUCUGGAGACACCAGUCAGGAGCUCAAGGUCAUUUGCUGCACACAUGCAGAUUCUGCCACAGGCACAGUUCUUGCCAUGGUGUCAUCUCUCUCUGACUAUGUCUCACGACCAGAAGACCACACGAGCUUCCUCCACUUUCGCAAGCAUGAGACUGAGCAGACCUGCCGGGUCCUCAUCAUCAAUGACUCCCUGUAUGAAGACGAGGAAUCCUUCAGGGUUUCACUGAGCCUGCCGGUGGGAGGGCAGCUGGGAACCAAAUUCCCCACCACCAAGGUGACUGUCCUGGCUGACCCCGAGGAUGAGCCUUCUGUGUAUUUUGGAGACACUGAAUACCACGUUGAUGAAAGUGCCGGCUACGUGGAGGUGUGCGUGUGGAGGGCAGGCACUGACCUUUCCCAAGCAUCAUCUGUCACCGUGCGCUCCAGGAGGACAAAGCAGAAGCCAGCAGCAGCUGGAAUAGAUUAUGUUGGCAUCAACCAGAAUCUGGACUUUGCCCCAGGAGUUCGAAAGCAGACAUUCCAAGUGACAAUCCUUGACGACCUGGGACAGCCCAUUCCGGAGGGUCCAGAGAGCUUUGAAUUACUUCUCCAAGUACCUACGGGCUCAGUGCUUGGGGAACCAAAUAAAACCAUCGUUAUCAUCAAGGACUCCAUCACCGACUGUAAACAGUGCUUGUAG